AUGAUACUGUCCGGUUUCGAGGGCAGGGACCAGAUUGUGCCGCCCGCGUUUCGGGCCAUUUUUCCGUACGCCGACCAUUCGGAUGUUUGGAAGGUUUGCUUUUGUGGAAACUUUACGGAAUACGGAAUUAACGUCGACAAUUUCUUUUCCGGAAAUUCUCGCAAUUUUUUUCAGCUGACAUUCGACGUCAACCACCAAUUGACUACCCUUCAGGCGAUUAGUGUGAUGGAGGAGUGGGCGCCCAAAUAUUGGGUACUUUCACUUUUUUAUCAUUUCCAAUUAGCCCAAAACUUUUCCAAUAUUGUAGAAAUCCAAAAACGCGACCACUCUGGAUUCCAAAAACCGUCUGUCAAACGUGUCGUUCGCUCAGGAUCAGGCGUCGGAUUUUCUGAUGCACCGAAGUGCGGUUCGACAAUUUCUCAAGUACAUGUACCGUACUUCCAUUUCCACGUUCAAAUUCACUGAAAAGGAGGCGAUUAGGGUGGGCACGAGAAGCGCGCCAGCAACCAAAAAAAAUGUUUGCUGGCGCAUUUCUCGAUCAAUCAAUUUCAACGGGGAUUUUGUCGAUUUCGGCACUUUCAGAUGCGAGAAAUCUUUUGGAAAGCGGAUCUGGACGCGAAAAGCAACUACACGAGCGCCAGGACACUUUUCAAAAACGACACGGAACUGGCGGCCGCCCACAAAAACUUUCCGGCGACUUUUGAAAACUUGACGGCCUCCUACUAUUACAUGCAUUUCUCGUCGGCCGAACGAUUGAAUUGGACACUCUCGCGUUGA
This is a messenger RNA of Caenorhabditis sp. 36 PRJEB53466, 777 nucleotides long. The record is from the annotation of a GenBank genome assembly. Lineage: Eukaryota; Metazoa; Nematoda; Chromadorea; Rhabditida; Rhabditidae.